AUGAACAAUUUGGAACCAUUGAAGGAACAUUUACAAACUAUUAUUAAUUCUAUAAAAGACACACUAAAUAUAUUAAAUGUAGAGAAAGUAGCAAAUCCAGAGACUUUAUUAAUAAAUUCAACGUUAAAUCUUAAUGUCAAUACAUUUUCACUGAAUCCUCAAGAGAAUGAUUUAUUAAAUUUAUUAACAGAGAAAAUUCAGAGUAUUUUGAGCGAUGUCUUACCAUCUAUUGAUGAAAAAUCUAGAAAAUAUUUACUUGAUAAAUUACAUGAAUAUCAUUACGAUGGAGAUGAAAGAAAAUUUUCAAAUCCAUUAACAAUGAAUAAUCUUCUUGUUUUUCUUAAUGAUCUUGAAUCUACUCAAGCAUCAUUAAAUGCUUUUCAAGCGGCGUGGGAAGGAAAUGUAUUUCCUGUUGGAGAAUUUAUUAAAAAUUAUCCACAAUUUAAAGAUAAACCUGGCAUAUGGGGAACAACUCUAUUAUAUUCAGCAGCAAGAAAUAAUCAUAUGCAACUCGUCGAUCAUCUCAUCAAAACUGCACGAUGUUCUAUCAAUGCUCAAAAUCAACAACAUAUUGAAAAAAUCUUAACUGGUUCACCAGUAAAAGCAUCAGAUUUUACUAAUGAUCCUAGCGCCGGCUCAACUGCUUUACACGGAGCAUGUUAUUAUGGACACUUAGAUAUAGUAAAAUAUUUAAUAGAAAAUAGAGCUGAUUAUUAUUUAACAAAUCAUGCAGACGAAAGCUCGAUUACAAAUGCUAAAGAAUCAGACGUGAUUGAAGAAUAUUUUCGAAAGUUUUUAAUUCUUGGAUAUUCAAUAGUAACAAAUCAAUUACCAGAAAAGCCAAUUAUUGAAGGAGCACGAGAUCUUGUUGAUGAUUGUGUAUGGGAAUAUAAACCUUUCGUUGAUAAUCAAUGGUACCCGUUCGCAUCACCAGAAGCAAAAGAAUUAUCUCAAUAUCUUAUAGUUCCUCCAGAUCAACAAUUUCAACAAGAAAUUCAUUUAAAAGUACACAGAGGUGUUUAUGCUGUUUCCAUUGUUAAAUUUUUACGUUCUGGAAGAGGUCUUGAUCAUAAACAAAAUUUAGCAUGGAUAAGAUGUCGUGGUUCAUCUAUAUCAAAUUUUGAUUGUUAUUCUAUUUGGCAAAUAAUGAUUAUUCAACAUCCACCAAUCGAAUCAAAUUCUUCACCAUCAUUAGUACCAUUUGAUUUUCCAUCAUUAUGUGAUACAAAAUUUAAAUUACAAGGAAAUUCUUGGUAUAAUUGUCCAAUAAAAAUAAAUUCAAAAUUAGAUAAAGCAAUUAAUUAUCGACGAAAACAUCUUAGUUUAAAUUUUCCAUUCAUUGGCAAAUUAAAAUUGAAUCUUCAAACAUUUGCAUUUACUAACAGAGAAAAUACUGUUUCAGGUUGUUUACGAUGGAUACCAAAAUUAAUAUCUAUUCAUGAACAAAAUGCAGAUAAGAUUACUUAUCUUGAUAAUUUCAAACCAAUGACUGCUGUUAAUCCAAUAUUAAUGACAUCAAAACAUCUAAAACAAACAGUGAAUAAAGAUGAUAAUAGUUUAGCAGGAGCUGGCGAACAUGAAAUGACUGAUGAUGUUAAUGAUGACAGUUUUUAUUCUUCCAAUGACGAUUUGGAUAAUUAUGAUGAAAAUGUAACAAAGUCGAAGAAAACGACAAUCGAAUCGAUAAAAAGUGGUGCAUGGUCGAUGGAUGAUGUUUUAAAUAAAAGCGAUUCCACCGAUGAAAAAAUUAAUAAUACUAGCAUGAAUCUUCCAAAUUAUCAACAGUCAACAUCUUCUUCGACUCACACAACAACAGAUAUUGAACCCGAAAUAAAGAUUGAGGAUUUUGUUAAUGAAACUAAUGAAGCUGCCGUUCAAGCUGGUUCACCACAAACUACACCUGUAGAUGAUCUAACUAAAGAAAAACUUCAAGAAGCAACUGCUAAAAUAGAUAAAUUACAAGAUGAAAAUGAAUGUCUUAUGGCUGAAAUCCAAGUACAAAUGAUGAUGGAAGAAAAAAAAAGCACAGAACAUGAACGAGAACUUGAAAAAUUAUUUCAAAAAAUGGAAAAAGGGCAAAGCGAACGACAAAAACUUGAAGAUGAAGUGAAACGAUUCCGACAAGAACAAAAUAGAUCACAACAAAUAAAAACCGAAAUUCGUACUAUCAAUUAUGAAAAAAUUCAAUCACAAUUAGUAGAUAGUUAUCUAUCACCUAAUCAUAAUUUACUUUUAAAUUAUCUCAAAAAUGUAUCAACAAAAGCUAAUCCGCAAUCGACUGAUUAUCCACCACAAGUUAUAUUUGAAAAAAAACAAACAAUGUAUACAAUAACUGUUACUGGUUUUCAAUAUCAUCAUGAUCAAUUUAAAAUUAUUCUACAAAGAGUUCAAUCUAUAAAUAAUUCAAUACAAUCAGCUAAAGAUUAUUAUCAACGACAUCUAAAUAGAUUUAUUAGAUCUUUAAUGAUAACAUUUUCAAAAGUUCAAUCAACAACACGUUAUUGGUUAUUAUAUAAGAACAUAUUUUCAAAUAAUUUAAAAGAAAAAAUAAAAGAAUAUGUAAUUAUGUUUAAUACAUUUAUUGAAGAACAAACGAAAAAAUUAAUUGAACAAUGUAUUUCUAAUAAUUUAACUCGUCCAUGGAUUGAAAUUAGAAAAUUUACAAAUCAAUUCAUCGAAAAUAACCCAUUUAUUAAUCAAAUUGAACAAAUUAAACAUAAAACAUUAGAACAAUUCAUUAAAGAAAAUAUUUCAUUUCAAAGAAUUAAAACUGAUAAAAAACCAACGGAAAAAUCUGCUUCAACAGCUCAAGAAAUGAUUGAAAAAAUAAUUCAUAUAUUUCAAACGAAUCAAGAAUACAGAGGUCAUCAAUUGAAACAACUUCAAUUAAUACCACCUUUAUUACAACGAAUUAUCAUUUAUUAUUGUUGUUUUGCAUUACAAUUACCUUUAUUUGAAUCAGCUAAAGAUUUAUUAGAUAAAAUAGAAAAAAAUACAAUAAUAACUAUUACAACAUCAACUGGAUCAGGAAAAUCGACUUUAUUACCGGCUCUUCUGAUUGCCGAAGGUUAUGAUAGAGUAAUUGUAACUCAACCACGUCGUUUACCUUGUCAAUUAAUUUCUCGACGUGUUAAUGAAACUAUGACCAUAGAUACAAAUAUUAAAAAAGAAAAAAUAGCCGGAUGGAUUGUUAGUGGUGCAGAAAAUAAUCCAGGAGGAAAAAUUUUAUAUAUGACAGAUGGUUAUCUUCGUGAACGUUUACUUUAUGAUGAUAGUAUUAUACCAACAAAUAUUCCAGUAAAAAAAUCUAUUGUUAUAUUUGUAGACGAGUUUCAUGAACGCUCAAUUAAUAUUGAUCUUUGCUUAGCAUUUUUAGCUCGUUUAUUAAUUAAUAAUCCAGUAUUAAAAUCGAAAUUAAAAAUAAUCGUAUCUUCAGCAACAUUAGAUGAAUCUGUGCCUAAUCUAUUUCGAAAUAAUUCACAAAUUCAACUUGCUGAAUUUGCUAUGCCACAAAUGGGUACUCUUUAUCCUGUAACAAAAUUUUCACGUCCAAAUGCAAAUAUUCUUGAUAUUGUUCAAGAAUUAUAUAAAAAAUGUCAACGAAAUGAUCAAAUUCUUUGUUUUGUUAAUUCAGCUUUAGAAGCUACAGAGAAUUGUAAAUUAUUAUCAGAUAUCAGUGGAGGAACAAUUAAUGCUCGUCCAUUAAUACAAUCACAAUCAGCAAAAGUUCAACAAGAAAAUAUCGAACAAGCUAGUGUACUCUUUUCAACGACAAUUGCUGAAACUUCAUUAACAUUUCCAUCUUUAAAAUAUGUUAUUGAUACGGGUUAUAUCAAUAUACCUAUUUAUAAUCAUGAACUUAAACGAACCAUUUUAACAACAGUUCGAGCAGCUCAUUCAACUAUUAAACAACGUUUGGGUCGAGUAGGAAGAACACAAUCAGGAGAAUAUUAUGCUUUAUACGACUUUAAAGUUGAAGAUCAACCUUAUCCAAUACCACAUACAUGUCUAUCAAAUUUAACAAAUGUUGAAUUUUCAUUAAGACGAUCACCAUUAAAAUGUGGACUUCAUGUCAUUCAAAGAUUCUUGCCUGAUAAACCAUCGCCACAAUCUAUUAAUUAUACUAUUGAUGCUCUACGAACAUUAGACAUCUUGGAAGCAGCGCCAAGUGAUGAGUUUGCAAAAUUAGGAAAAGCCCUUGCGAAAAUUCCCGAUUUUGGUUCAUUACAAAUGUCAAUAUCUGUAUUAGCGGCUCUCCGACACUACAGUUGUGGGCAUGAUCUUAUUUGUCUUGCAUCUAUGUUGGGUGUUUUGAAUUCAACAGCUAUAUUUUCAUUGAUACCACCAACUUUCAAAAGUCCUGAUGGUGAUUUUAUGACACUUUUGAAUAUAAUGAACAAAGUUUUGUUAGUUAAACAAUCGAUUCCAUCACAUCAAUUUAAUAUUGAUCGUAUUUGUGAAGCUGCUGAUUUAACGAAGAUAAGACAUAUAAUUGGUCCAGCAUUGAGACGUUAUUUAAGUUUAGAAAAAUCAUUUAAUUUAUCAUCUGAUUAUCGUGCUGCAGCACAUACAAAAUCUGGAAAAUGGGAAUAUAUUGCAAAAGCAUUAUUAACUGGUUAUAGUGAUAAUGUAUUUGUAUCAAUGAGAGAAUUACAAGAAAAAAAUCUUCUCUUUGCUAGAUAUAAAGAUUUAAAUGAUAUUGCUGUUCUAGACCUUAAAUCAACUCUUACACGACCUUUAAAACAAGAACCUGUACCUCUUAUACUUGUUCGAGAUGUUUUAUAUUCAACAGCCGUUCGUUCUCGAGCUAUUGUUUCGUUUGCUGGUGAAAUAAAACUUGAAUGGAUGGAAUAUUCUCUUCAACGUGAACUUAUCUUAAGUAAUGAAGAAGAAAUUCAUCUUAAUAGUGAAAAUCGAUAUGCAAAAGCUCGUUCACUCUAUUCAGAUACUAUUCAUAUGCAAUUAAAGAAUAAAACUCUUUCAUUACGUGGUCGAUCUGGUACUGUUCUCAAUGCUGAAUUACAUUUAAGAAAAGAAAUGAUUACAGAAAUAAAAUUUAAUCUAACAAAUCGACAUCCACCAGAUACAACAUUGCAUCAAAAUUUAUCAAGAAAUCUUGAACAAGUAUGCAAAAUGCCAUAUAUAUUUCAUCCAAUGAUAUGGCGAUGGGAUGCAGAAAAACAAGUGAAGAUAAAAGUUAACAAUGGUGUAUCUUCGAAGACAUGUGAAAUAACAGUUACAGGAAGAUAUUCUGAAAUUGUUAAAGUUAAAGAAGAAUUUGAUUCAUUUUUGUCAUGGUUAGAAAACUGUGCCGUUAUUAGAAAUCCUGAUGCUGAUGUACCACCACGAGUUCUUCGUCCGCCAAUGCGAUCACAAUGUUUAGACAUUGAAGAAAGAAUUAGUCGUAUAACCGAUAGUAAAAGAACUCGAAUUGAUUUAUACAAUGCAGCGAGAGGUAUUAAUGCAACACGUGAAUCACGUAUGGAAGUUGUUUCUUGGAUUGCUGUUUGCAAAUUUGAUUGUAAGAUAGAAGGUGGUUUUGUUCGUGAUUGGGUUGUUGGUAAAUAUUCAGAACAUCCAGUUCAACUUUUAACAAAUCCAGCUGCUUGGGUACACUAUCAAGGACCUGAUCAAAUUCCAUAUAUGGUUAAAGAAGUUGUUCCAAGUGAUUUAGAUUGUCAUUUACCAAAACGAUCAUAUUUUGAUAUUGAAAAAUUUAAAGAUGAACUACAUAAGUAUGGAAUAAAAUGUGAUGUAUAUCGACAAGCAUGGAGAUAUAUAUUAUUGAUUGAUAAAGAUGAAAAAACUGGUCCAUAUACAAUGGAUCUUAUUGAACCACAUGUUGCAUUAACUCAUGAUCGGAUUGAUCUUGAUGUUAGCAAUUUAUAUUUAGAAAAAGAUUAUACACGAGAAUUAGGAAUGCGUGUUGAUAUUCAACAAAAACCUUGUUCAAUUGAAUUAGAAUCUAUUAUUGAUAAUAUUAAAAAGAAACGUUUUCGUGUUCUUCGUUCUGUAGAUAAUAUUCUACGUCAGCGUAUUAGUAAAAUGGUAGACACACGUAAAUGGACUCAAUUAGGAGAGCCAGUUCCAUUUAUACCAUCGCCUGAUUCAAAAUAUAUUUCAGUUCUGGUUCCUUUACCUACAUCAUCAGUCUUAUAUAAAGAUUUGUCAAUAAGGAUUGCGACGAAUGGUAGUGGAAUUCAAGUAAAAUCAAUCGAACAAAUUCGAAAUCCUCUAUUAGAAGAUGCAUAUGAAGCCAUGAAAAGUUUAAUUGCAAGAGAAUGUACGGGAUCAAAUCCGAAUGAACGUGAAUUAUUUCAUGGAACAAAACCUAAUGCAGUACAAGGCGUAACAGAUUAUGGUUUUGAUGAUCGAUAUUUUAGUGCAAAUGGACGAUGGGGUCAUGGUGCAUAUUUUGCUGAUAAUCCACAAAAAUCACAUGGUUAUACAGAUGUUGAUCCAAAUGAUCAAACACGCGUUAUAUUUUAUGCCAAAGUUCUCUUAGGUAUUCCUUCGGUACAAAAUACAGAUAAUUCACAAUUGAGAUCAGCACCUAUUGGAUUUCAUUCAGUUCAAGGAACAGGAGGACAAUAUGAAGAAUAUAUCGUAUAUCGUUACGGUCAAGCUUUACCGUAUUUAAAAAUAACCUAUAAAUAA
Messenger RNA from Rotaria sp. Silwood2, 6657 nucleotides. The record is from the annotation of a GenBank genome assembly. Lineage: Eukaryota; Metazoa; Rotifera; Eurotatoria; Philodinida; Philodinidae.